GGAUCCCCGCACACAGCUCUGUCUAGCUCAGUGCACCCUGACACUGGCCUCGCUCGGUGCCUGGGGUUUCUCUCUCAGGAGCUAAGAGAAAGGAGCAGAGGCCAGGACCCACCGAGCCAGAGCUACAGGCUGGGCAUUCCCAGGAGAGAGGCUGGUGUGGCCUGGAUGAGGCGCCGAGAUGGGGAAAAGGUUGGACCUUUCCACGCUCACAGACGAGGAGGCUGAGCACGUGUGGGCAGUGGUUCAGCGGGACUUUGACCUCAGGAGGCGAGAGGAAGAAAGACUCCAGGGGCUGAAGGGCAAAAUACAAAAGGAGAGCUCCAAGAGGGAGCUGCUGUCGGACACAGCCCAUCUGAAUGAGACUCACUGUGCCCGCUGCCUGCAGCCCUACCGGCUGCUCCUGAACAGCAGACGACAGUGCCUAGAGUGCAGCCUCUUCGUCUGCAAAAGCUGCAGCCACGCCCACCCAGAAGAGCAGGGCUGGCUCUGCGACCCCUGCCACCUGGCCAGGGUCGUGAAGAUCGGUUCUCUGGAGUGGUACUACCAGCACGUGAGGGCUCGCUUCAAGCGUUUCGGGAGUGCCAAAGUGAUCCGGUCUCUCUGUGGGCGGCUGCAGGGUGGAGGUGGAUCUGAGCCAAGCUUGGAAGAAGGAAAUGGAGACAGUGAGCAGACUGAUGAGGAUGGAGACCUGGACACAGAGGCCAGAGACCAGCCCCUCAACAGCAAAAAGAAAAAGCGCCUGCUCUCCUUCCGAGAUGUGGACUUUGAGGAAGACUCAGACCACUUGGUGCAGCCUUGCAGCCAAACCUUGGGCCUGUCCUCAGUCCCUGAGUCUGCACACAGCCUGCAGUCCCUCUCAGGUGAGCCCUACUCUGAGGACACCACCUCUCUGGAGCCCGAGGGCCUAGAGGAGACUGGUGCAAGGGCUUUGGGAUGUCAUCCCAGUCCUGAAGUGCAGCCAUGUAGCCCUUUACCCUCUGGGGAGGAUGCUCACGCUGAACUGGACUCGCCUGCAGCAUCCUGCAAGAGUGCCUUUGGGACCACAGCUAUGCCUGGAACAGACGAUGUCAGGGGCAAACAUCUGCCCUCACAGUACCUGGCUGAUGUAGACACCUCUGAUGAAGACAGUAUCCAGGGUCCCAGGGCAGCCUCCCAGCAUAGCAAGAGGAGGGCCCGGACUGUGCCUGAGACUCAGAUCUUGGAGUUGAACAAGCGAAUGUCAGCUGUGGAGCACCUGCUAGUCCACCUGGAGAAUACGGUUCUGCCACCCUCAGCCCAGGAACCAACUGUGGAGACACACCCCAGUGCUGACACAGAGGAGGAGACACUCAGGAGGAGGCUGGAGGAGCUGACCAGCAACAUCAGUGGUUCCAGCACCUCAUCAGAAGAUGAGACCAAGCCAGAUGGCACCUUCCUUGGAGGGUCCCCAAAGGUGUGCACAGACACAGGGCACAUGGAGACACAGGAAAGGAACCCUCGGAGCCCUGGGAACCCUGCUCGGCCUACAAAAAGCACAGAUGAGGAGCUCUCUGAGAUGGAGGAUAGAGUGGCCAUGACAGCCUCUGAAGUUCAGCAGGCUGAGAGUGAGAUCUCAGACAUCCAGUCCAGGAUCGCAGCUCUGAGAGCCGCAGGACUCACAGUGAAGCCCUCGGGAAAACCUCGGAGAAAGUCAGGCAUCCCGAUCUUUCUUCCCCGCGUUACUGAGAAACUUGACAGGAUCCCAAAGACUCCACCUGCAGACCCUGAUGACCAAGCCAAGAUGCCCAAGGCAACAACAGCUGUGCCCUCUCUCCUGAGGAGGAAGUAUUCUCCCAGCAGCCAAGGCGUAGACAGUGGUUCUUUUGAUCGGAAAUCAGUGUACCGUGGCUCGCUGACACAAAGGAACCCUAACGGGAGGAGAGGGACAGCCAGACACAUCUUCGCGAAACCCGUGAUGGCCCAGCAGCCCUAAAGGGAGGCUCAUGGCACAGGACAGUACCACAAAGCACCCCACAGUUUCCUCCACAUGACCGUCGCCUCCCCAUGGGCUCUGUUCUUUGUGAUGCUCACAGCUGCUUGUAGUCAUCAUUCCAGUGAGGAGUAAGAAGAAUUUUAUGUGUGUCUCUACCUGUGAGACUGCAGAAUCUCAAUCCUCCAGCUGUCACCAGGUCACCAACCAGGCACCUGCCAGCCUCUGACCUGGGAAAUACAAACUCUGUGACUUCUCCUCAACUGAUGUUCUCUGCCUACUGAAGGUCACUCAGAAGCCAUCUCGCUGUGAUUCUUUAACCCGAUCCUCGACUUUGCUGGGCCACCCUCACAGCUGGGAUGAAAAGAGCUGGUUCAGAGGAAGCCCUGAACAUGUACACAUCCAUGACUAUGCACGAGCAUGAGAGAGAGAGAGAGAGAGAGAGAGAGAGAGAGAGAGAGAGAGAGAGGAAGAGAGAGAGAGAGAGAAUGAAUCUGUGGGCAUGAUGAGAGAGCAUACAAUUGCAGGUGGUGAAUGGGGGAGGGGUGGAUUCCUCCCCUACCUGACAGAUUUUGUUCUUCAAACUUCCUUGUGUGUUCUAGAUGAGGGCAGAUAACACUGACCACCCCCACCCCAGCAUUCCCACCACAAUAACCACUAUCCACAAUGCCACACUAAGACCAAGCCUCCAACACAGGCUUUUGGGGUACACUACAUGGGGACCUCGCUUUCUAGAUAGCUUGUCUUCAAAUGCAGGCUUCUAACACACAGAGAUGACUGGGAUUUAUCAAGAACUCAGAUCUUCCAGGUCAAGCCCGUCAGAGCCAGUUUUGCUGGUGUCUGCACGGUCUGCCCUUCACAGCCAUCCCACCACUACAGCGGGGCUGCUACCCACACCCAGCGCUGCCUCUUUCCUGUCGUCGGUUUGUAUCCUGUUCUGGGCUAGAGAACACACAGGCCAGAGCCACAAACAUCCCCGUGUCUUCUGAAAAUAAACUCCAGGAGGAAGCCUCUCACUCAUUCAGAGCUCCUCUCAGGAGCGCCAUAUUUGUUACAACCUGAUGCAGGAAAUGUGUCCUCCUGUGUCACCUGUGCCCUGAACUGCUUGCCACCUGACCCUACCUGCCCUUGGGGGUUGGAGGUGAGGUGGCGCAGAGUCAACAACACAGACUCCGGGAGGUGGUGGGAAACAGAAACGCUGCAGCAAGUUCAUCUGAACAAUGCUCUUUAAUACCCUCCACCCAAGCCCCAUUGGUCCCAGGAAAGCACCUCCUCCUCCUCCUCUUCUUCCUCCUCCUCCUCCUCCUCCUCCUCUUCCUCCUCCUCUUCCUCCUCCUCCUCCUCUUCCUCCUCCUCUUCCUCCUCCUCUUCCUCCUCCUCCUCUUCCUCCUCCUCCUCUUCCUCCUCCUCUUCCUCCUCCUCCUCCUCCUCCUCCUCCUCUUCCUCCUCCUCUUCCUCCUCCUCUUCCUCCUCCUCUUCCUCCUCCUCCUCCUCCUCCUCUUCCUCCUCCUCCUCCUCCUCCUCCUCCUCUUCCUCCUCCUCUUCCUCCUCCUCUUCCUCCUCCUCCUCCUCUUCCUCCUCCUCCUCCUCCUCCUCUUCCUCCUCCUCCUCCUCUUCCUCCUCCUCCUCCUCCUUCUCCUCCUCCUCCUCCUCCUCCUCCUCCUCCUCUUCCUCCUCCUCCACCUUGUUCUAGAGUUCCUUACCAUACCCACCUCCCAAGGAGCCCACUGGCCAGAGCCCUCUUCCAAGGAAGAGGCAGCCAUUCCUUGAGAACCCAGAUGCUACGCUGACCACGUGUCCAAAGGAUGACGGGGCAGCCUAAAGCUUUUCUACAAGUCUGGUGGUGGGCAGGAAAUGGUGAUCCUGGGGAGACACCUGCCUGGUCUCUUCUCGUGCACAGCUCCUUCAAGAAUGUUCUAUUGCACCUCAAUGAUAUUUCAUAUAACCUGUACCUAUUGUCGUGGUGAUGACGGGGUGAGUUAAAUGGCAGAACGUUGAACAGUCCUUUCACCAGCACAGACCUGCAGAUACUUCAACACUUCCAGAAUAUAUGCUGGUGAAAGAAUGAGGCUCAGCACCUCUAAGCGGGCUCAGGAGUCUUCCCAGAAGGCACACCCCGAAAGGCAAACACUGACCUUUCCAGGUGAUCUGAGCUCUUCUAUCUAUUUUUGUGUGCACUAAUUCUUUCUCAUUACAUGUAAAUUACCUUUCCAGCAUAAUAGACUUCCUUUUUUAAAAGAUUUUUUUGCCUGCGUGUAUGGGGUGAGGUGUGUACACAUCUAUGAGGGGACGCUGUGCACUUGUGCAUAGAGACCAGAGAUUAAUGUGGUGUCUUCCUCAGUCAUGUCUCCAUUUCCUGUUUUUGAGACACUGAUCUUGGAGGUUGUCAAUUUGGCUAAGCUGACUGGCCAGUGAGCAUCAGGGGUCUUCCACACCUCUGCUCUCUCUACCUUAGCACUGGGGUUAUAAACCGGCGCUGCCAUGUUCUGCCUUUAAACCUACCUUACAAUAAAAGUAACACUCUGUUUCGUUUUCA
Molecule: messenger RNA, 4484 nt
Organism: Mus musculus (house mouse)
Lineage: Eukaryota; Metazoa; Chordata; Mammalia; Rodentia; Muridae
Gene: Mlph
Product: melanophilin
Exons: 16
Coding region: 179-1951 (590 amino acids)
Biological process (GO): intracellular protein transport
Cellular component (GO): melanosome; cytoplasm
Molecular function (GO): small GTPase binding
Source: RefSeq, marked validated